AUGGCAACAUUGUGGAAAGCCCUCCCGAUAUCUCCCCGAAUUCCCUCCAAAAACGACAACGUUUGGAAAACAUUUUCUACAAGGACCGACAAUAAUGAACACCCCCCAAGAAAUAAUAAUAAGCUACGAAAAUGCACGUCGUUGAGGGUUGCAACAUCUUUCACUCGUGUGUGCUUAUGCGCGCCAAUCUCUUCUUACACCGAGGUUUUUCAAGUCGAUCACGUCCCUCCAAGGAGGAGCUAUAGCUACCCGAGAUCAAAGGCUCCCCUUCACGGGUCUCAAGAAAUUAGAAGCACCUCGAGUGCAAGAAUGAGUGUGGAGGGGAGAAGGAUUUUUAGAGGGAAGUCGUUGACCGAUGAUGUAUUGAUGAGAAGGUUUGUGGUUGAGGAGGAAGCCAUGAUGCAAGUGAGGAGAAAGAAUGAGAUGGAGAUUAUUAGGAGAAGAAGUUCAAUGAGGAGGAAAAAGCUUGGACCAAGUCCAUUGUGUAGAAUGGUUUUGGUUGAGGAGGAAUAA
Messenger RNA from Striga hermonthica, 513 nucleotides. The record is from the annotation of a GenBank genome assembly. NCBI's taxonomy places the organism in Eukaryota, Viridiplantae, Streptophyta, Magnoliopsida, Lamiales, Orobanchaceae.